Molecule: messenger RNA, 1806 nt
Organism: Alternaria atra
Lineage: Eukaryota; Fungi; Ascomycota; Dothideomycetes; Pleosporales; Pleosporaceae
Exons: 3
Coding region: 1-1806 (601 amino acids)
Source: RefSeq, a predicted model, not a curated record
AUGGUUUCGUUCAUCACUUCCCCUCCUCGAGGUCUGGCGCAAGCCUUGCAGCCGUCUGAGCCGGAUCGUUACGAAACACUUAUGACCCGCAAAGCUGUCGCUCCUAACAAGUCCGCCCGCAGAUCGCAAAGCCCAGAGUUUUUGCCUUCUUCCAGUAUACGUGCAAGCACAACUUCUUCUACCAAGCGCAAGGAACAUCCUACGAUCGAUGAGGACGCAUUCAAGAGCUCGAUCCAACAGUCGCCGGUGAGGAAGAAGAAGCGAACACUGUACGAUGGUAGUCUUUCGCAGGAUGCGGAGACUGACCUCGCACCUCCCUCAACAUCAUCAAAGCGGUACAACAGUCGUCGAACAGAAGCGCCACCGGAUACCCCUCCACCACGGUAUGAGUUCACUGCCACGCCAACCCCUCAAACGAAAGUCACCAUCAUCCCCAAAACUGUCUCCAAAUCGAACCCCGCGUCCACAAGUCCACCUCCUACCGCGUGUGGACAUUCGAUUCAUCCCGUGUACAAGGACACCUACUCCAAAGCUAUGUGUCCAAUGUGUCUUGUGGAAGCUUCGAUGAACGGCCUUCAAAGCACACAGAACCAGAUCAAUGACCGCGGUGGCAUGUCUGAAUGGCAUGAGAAUCGGAUGGGCAAGGACGAUUGCAGACUCUAUAUGGUCACGACGACAGGAGGUAAGGAGAGGAAAGGGCGACCCGCCUAUACAGAUGCAAAUGGAACGGACAUCAGCUACAGAUACAAAAAGAGGAAUCUGCUCAACCUGGUCACUGAGCUAGAAACUCUUUCCGGUAUGGAGGUGAGCUGGGAAGAGAAGCAGCUUCCAGAGAACAGCAAUGUUCACAUUGAGCACGUGCGGCUGAGGAAGCAGUAUGGUGCUAUGGCGGCGCUCUAUUGGUACGAGGAUACCAUGAACAAUGGAUUCAUCGGUCGUAUAGAGGACGACUGUGAGUUCUUCAGCCGAGGACGCGGUUGGCGCUGGACGGUCGCAAAUGAUUCUGGAUAUCCCAACAGAGAUGGCCAUGAAGGGCAGCUUAAGUGGAAAAAGCCCACGAAAGCACAGAAGAAAUACUUCAAGAGAUCCCGGGUUCCCUUACCUAGAAAGUCCGAUACCGCAGAUCUGCAGCCAACACGUAAGCGCCGACGUGAAGGCGCCAGUAUUUCUUUCAACGAGGACGUCUAUGUUCGCACUGAUGCUGAUGUGAACGUCCUCCGUAAAGCAUCAUCCGGACUCUCGGAAGAGUUUCUCGAGGAGCCUGCUGCAAAGAAGCCUAGAAUGAGCAUCCUUCGCACUGCCCCUCUCAACGUUGAUACAGAGCCCACUCCCCUCAAGGUCGACCCAAAACCUACUUGCCCUCAUCAUGUCAUUCCACUUAGCCGCAAAGAUGGACCUCCAAGGGAUAUUACCAAGGGUGGGAUGUGCCGAAACAAACCAAACUAUCGCCAUGGGCAAUGGGCAGUUCCCAAAGGGAGCGUGCUCAUCGAUACCAGUGGAGCGCACCGAAAGUUCAGUUUCCAUGAGGCGAUUGUCGAAAAGCUCCAGAAAGAAGCUGCAACCAUGGAUAACAAGAAUUUGGAUGAGGACUCUAGCGGAGACACGGAGAUGAAGGAUGCUCCCGUCGCAGAACCGGAAGCGACGCUAGAGCCGUCGUUUCUUACACUUGCCUCAUGGAGUUUUGGUGGCCGCCUUCUGGACCGCUUCACCAGCCAUUGGUUCUUUCCUGGUUUUGUCACUCGUACACUAAUUGCUAAUGCUGAGACUGAGCUAGCAAGAAACACGCUGCUCAGCACUGAUGUGUAA